Messenger RNA from Grus americana (Whooping crane), 357 nucleotides. RefSeq names its product T-cell activation Rho GTPase-activating protein-like. Gene Ontology annotation, molecular function: GTPase activator activity. The record is from RefSeq and is a predicted model, not a curated record. NCBI's taxonomy places the organism in Eukaryota, Metazoa, Chordata, Aves, Gruiformes, Gruidae. Gene Ontology annotation, biological process: signal transduction. The transcript is spliced from 2 exons. The coding region runs from base 63 to 320 and encodes 85 amino acids.
UGCAGGACUUCCUCCGAAAUAUUCCCUCCAAACUCCUGUCGGCCGACCUCUUUGAGAAGUGGAUGCAAGCUCUGGAGAAGCCAAGCAAGCAGGAAAAAAUUGAAGAAUUGAAAGAGGUGGCGGACAACCUGCCUAGACCUAACCUCGUCUUGCUCAAGCACUUGCUGUCUCUGCUCCACCACAUCAGCCAAAAUGCCGAGACCAACAGGAUGGACUCCAGCAACCUGGCCAUCUGUGUUGGCCCAAACAUGCUGAGCCCAGAGGCGGACAACACGCUCCCACUGGAAGUGCAGAAGGAGAUGAAUGACAAGGUGUGUUGAACCCGCCAAGCAGCCACCCCCUUCGGGGCAGCUCAGA